Messenger RNA from Salvia miltiorrhiza (redroot sage), 609 nucleotides. RefSeq lists its product as uncharacterized. The transcript has a single exon. Lineage: Eukaryota; Viridiplantae; Streptophyta; Magnoliopsida; Lamiales; Lamiaceae. The record is from RefSeq and is a predicted model, not a curated record. The coding region runs from base 1 to 609 and encodes 202 amino acids.
AUGUGGAGAUGUUUAUCGGGUGCAACUCCAACGUCUGUGGCCCUUCGACGCCGCUCGAUCGAGGUUGAUCCUAUGUGUAGACGGUGUGGAGAGAAGGAAGAGACGGUUGAACACGCUCUGCGCGACUGCCUGUGGGCUGUUUUCUUAUGGUCCAUUUCGCCCCUGCGAUUGGAGCCUAUUCUGAAGGGAACAUUGUGCUCAAUCUCUCCAUGGUUCCAAAGUAUCCAAAGCUGCCCCCAACGUGAAACACAUGCGAUGUUUGCAACGGUACUGUGGUCGAUUUGGUUUGCUAGAAACCUUCUUGUCUUCCAACAGAAGGCGAUGACCCACUUGGACUGUUUAAAUGUUGCUAAUCGGGCUAGAUGGACUUCGCAGCCUUGCGCUUUUUCGCCCUCUCCAGUAGCUAGCACGCUGAUGUGUUCUAGGAGCGGCCAGGUAAAAUUCUCUUGUGAUGCAGCUAUUGAGGAGGGUCGUGGAAUGGGAAUGGGUGUGGUUAAAAGGGAUGCAAACGGAUCUCUGUUGGAUUGUACUUUUGGUUUUGUCCCGGGAGCCUUUUCAGCCAUUGAAGGUGAGGCAUUUGUUGUUCUUGAAGCUAUCAAGUGGUGUUGA